UUUAAUAUUAAUUUACUGCUAAACAGCGUUUGAGCAUCUCUCUCAUAGUGGGCCGCUGGUGUCUACAUUACUAAACAGCUAAAUGAUGUGAGUGCCGGUGCCUUUUUCGUUCCUCCUCCUACAAAGUGAAGUCGAUCGAAACUGAACCAUUUCGGAGAGACUGUAAUGUUACAAGAAACUUCACCCCAGAUCAACAUCUACUCAACAGCACCCGGACAGAUCUAACAACAUGGGAGGCCUGUUCUCCGGAUCACAAGCAUGCCAGGCGUAUACCGACGCCACUGCCUUCCAGAUAAUUUAUGAUGCAAUUACAUCAAAUCGUGUUGUGAUCUUUUCCAAAACAACAUGCCCUUACUGUGAUAUUGUAAAGAACAUAUUUACAGAAUUGGGCAUUCCUUACAGAGCAAUUGAAUUAGAUCUCCGGCGUGAUGGCGUGCAUCUCCAGCGUAUUCUUAUAGAAAUGACCGGCAUAAAAACAGUCCCAAAAGUGUUUAUAAAUGGAACAUGCAUUGGUGGUGGGGCGGACACGGUUUUACUCCAUUCCAAAGGUGCCUCCGCCGAAUCAAAAGAACAUGGCAGCAUACAGUGGAUGAACUUCUCCAUCGAUAACUACUAGGAACUAAUAAAACUGUGUAUAAUACAGUAGUAUUGGUAAUGUUCUAAUUUGUUCUGUAUUUUUUUAAAUACAUAUACUGGUACUCAGUUAAACAGUAGUUUGUCUUUUUUAACUAUUUCCAUGAAACUUCGGCUAAUUGGAGCAGCUGCUUAAUUGGGCCAAAUGUAUUGGUCCCAAAGUGUCCUAAUUAACUGGAAUCCA
Molecule: messenger RNA, 817 nt
Organism: Mobula hypostoma (lesser devil ray)
Lineage: Eukaryota; Metazoa; Chordata; Chondrichthyes; Myliobatiformes; Myliobatidae
Exons: 5
Coding region: 230-616 (128 amino acids)
Biological process (GO): cellular response to oxidative stress
Cellular component (GO): cytoplasm; mitochondrion
Molecular function (GO): protein-disulfide reductase activity; glutathione disulfide oxidoreductase activity
Source: RefSeq, a predicted model, not a curated record